Messenger RNA from Cottoperca gobio, 717 nucleotides. It is a transcript of the gene fgf5, whose product is annotated as fibroblast growth factor 5. The record is from RefSeq and is a predicted model, not a curated record. Gene Ontology annotation, molecular function: growth factor activity. Lineage: Eukaryota; Metazoa; Chordata; Actinopteri; Perciformes; Bovichtidae. The transcript is spliced from 3 exons. Bases 40 to 717 code for a protein of 225 amino acids.
UGCUAGAAGUGGCCUAGCGAGUGUCUCCUUUUUGGAAGAAUGAAUGUUCCUCUUUACCUUCUGACCGUCGCUCACUUGAUUUGCGCCGCUGCCGGAGCAGAGCACGUCUCUUUGGAGCGCCAACUUCUGGAGGAGGGGAUCAGUUCGGGACGCAGGACUUGCAGGCUCUACUGUAGGGUUGGCAUCGGCUUCCAUCUCCAGAUUCAUAACGACGGCAGAGUCAACGGCAGCCAUGAGCCCAACCAGCUGAGUGUCCUGGAGCUCUUUGCGGUUUCUCAGGGGGUCAUCGGCAUCAAAGGGGUCUACAGUAACAGAUUCCUGGCCAUGAAUAAAAGAGGACGGCUCUACGCCACUGAAUGGUUCACAGACGACUGUAAAUUCAGGGAGCGUUUCCAGGAGAACAGCUACAACACUUACGCCUCAGUAAUCCACAGGAAACACAGGACUGGUCGCGACUGGUUCGUGGCCCUCAAUAAGAGAGGGAAAGCUAAAAUGGGCUCCAGCCCGCGGGUCAAAUCCCAGCAUGUCUCCACUCACUUCUUGCCCAGGGUCAACCUGCACGACACCAGCGAGCGAGGCUUCACCAUCACAGACAGAAGCAAAGAGAGGAGGAAAACCCCACCGCCACCCAAACCUCCUCUAGCGAAAGCUGUCCUUGCAGGGACACCGCCGAGACGUACGCAAGUCAAAUACUGGCCCAAGUACCGGUUUGGAUAG